Messenger RNA from Sinocyclocheilus anshuiensis, 361 nucleotides. Its product is annotated as zinc finger protein 335-like. The annotation marks the transcript as partial. The transcript has 3 exons. Gene Ontology annotation, cellular component: nucleus. The record is from RefSeq and is a predicted model, not a curated record. Gene Ontology annotation, molecular function: RNA polymerase II cis-regulatory region sequence-specific DNA binding. Gene Ontology annotation, biological process: positive regulation of neurogenesis; brain development; positive regulation of transcription by RNA polymerase II. Lineage: Eukaryota; Metazoa; Chordata; Actinopteri; Cypriniformes; Cyprinidae.
AAGAGGGCGCACAUAGACCCCAAAACAUUCAAAUGCCCCGACUGUGACUUUACAGCACCUUCUUGGCCAGAAGUCAAGUCUCACAUGGCCAUGCAUGCAUAUUUGAGGCCUCAUAAAUGCAACAGCUGCAGUUUUGCCUCUAAAAACAAGAAGGACCUGAGACGCCACAUGAUGACACACACCAACGAAAAGCCUUACGCCUGUCAAGUCUGUGGCCAAAGGUUUAACCGUAAUGGCCAUCUGAAGUUCCACAUGGAGAGGCUUCACACUCAGGAACCCUCGCCCCGUAAAACCCGCUCUGUCCCCUCUCAGCAGACCAUCAUCGUUAACAGUGAUGAAGAAGCUUUAGCCACACUGCAGA